AUGGGAAACGCUUACGUUCCCGUUGAGUGUCACCCCACGUCCCUUCACUUCCAGAGAUCUGCGGCUCCCGCCCGGCGGCUGCUCAAGACCAAGGACUUGACCCAGCCGGGCCACCCACCACCCGCGCCAAGGCUGCAGCCGCGGGACAGCAGCGGGAGCCGCGCCAGCCCUGGCCCAGAAGGCGGGGUCUCGGGCCUGGGGGCGGAGACCAGCAGGGAAACGGCCGCCCCCCACUCCGGUACCGAGACAGGAGCGUCCGGGCGCGGGGACAGCCUGGAGCCGCGCCGUGGUCCUCCGGCCCGGGGGAGCAGCGACCUCGCCGCAGCGGGAGCGCGGGGGCCGCCGCCGGGGGCCCGAGCGAGGCGCGGCCCGAAGCUGGCGUCUGUGCGGGGGCCCCGCCGGGCCCGCCGGCUGCCCUCCCUGGGUCGCGUGGCCGUGGUGGUGGACCAAGGCUCGGGCUUCGUGAAGGCAGGCUUCGCCGGGGAGGCCCAGCCGCGCCUGGUGCUGAAGAGCGCCAGCCUGGUGCCCCGCGGGGACCGGCCCGCGCUGUCCCGGGAGGGCUGCGCGCUGGCGGACGGCGCGGUGCGCGCGCAUCCCAUUAAGCACGGCGUGGUGGUCAACUGGGAGGCGCUGGAGGGCCUGUGGGAGCGCCUGCUGCUGGGCGGCCUGCGGGUGCUGCCCGAGCAGUGGCCCGUGCUGGUGAGCAACUCCCCGACGGCGCCACCCUCGGGCCGCGAGCGGGUGGCCGAGCUGCUGUUCGAGGCCCUGGCGGUGCCCGCAUGCCACAUGGCCAGCACCGCCCUGCUGGCGCUCUGCUCCACCGGCGUGCUCUCCGGGCUGGCCGUGGAGGCGGGCGCCGGCGUGUGCCACGCCACGCCCGUCUAUGCCGGCCACUCCUGGCUCGAGGCCACCUUCAGGAUGAACGUGGCUGGCAGCGCCCUGUCGCGCUACCUGCGCGACCUGCUGGUGGCUGCGAGUCCUGAUCUGCCUUUGCGGGGUUUGUCCCGCAAAGCCAUCACCCAGCUCAAGAAGCACUGCUGCUAUGUCUCACAGGAUUUUGAACGUGACCUCCGGGACCCUGACCGCCAACACCCGGCCAGUUUCUGCUUAGCCAGCGGGUAUCCGGUCUGCCUCAGCAGCGAACGCUUCCGCUGCCCGGAACCCAUCUUCCAGCCGGGUUUGCUGGGCCAGUCUGGGCCAGGAUUGCCCACGCUGGCCUUCCAGGCCCUGCAGAAGGUGCCCACCACGCUGCGGGGGCGGCUGGCCAACACCGUGGUGCUGGCCGGGGGCUCCACACUCUUCCCUGGCUUCGCCGAGCGCCUGCAUAAAGAGCUGGAGGCCCAGUUCCAGCAGCACGGCGACCACACAGUGCAGCCACGCCUGGUGGCUGACCCUCGGCGAGGCACUGCUGUGUGGACAGGGGGCUCCAUGAUGGCCUCGUUGCACUCCUUCCAAUGCCACUGGAUGACUCGGGCCAUGUACCAGGAGUGCGGCUCCAGGCUGGUGCACGAAGUGUUCAACUGAGCGCAGACUGGUGAAGUGUGGGGUGGCAGGGCAGGGGGCCCCAGGCGGGCAGCAGCAGCCCAGCUGCAGCUCCAUCAGGCCAGGAGUGUGGAUAAAAGUCUCCAGUGACUGCAGCUGGCAUGAGUAUGUGGUCAUGAUGGUCCCCCCAUUGCCCUUUCUAGGGCCAGACGGUAGUUGGAACCUCCACUUUGUCCGACGUUUUAAUGACCCUCUCACUAGUGCCGGGUUGAAAAAUGCCACUUUAGCUCUCCACCCAGGACCCUGUUUCCAUGGCAACAAGACAGGCAAUGCCCCUCACUUGAAACCAGGCCACAUGUGUGGAAGUCCUUGUUAUAUACCAGCCCCGCAUCCCGCACCAACUGGACGCACUUUUCGGCUAGGCCCAAAGGACCACCCCUUCCUGGGGACAAAGCCAUAGUACAGCAUUUGCCUUGCAUGUGGCCUAUCCAAGCUUGAUUCUCUGGCAUCACAUGUGGUGCCCUAAGCUUGUCAGGAGUGAUCCCUGAGCACUGUUGGGUCCCCCCACCCCCAAAAGCCAACCCUAUCCCAAGUUCCUCUAUGCCACAUGAAAACCGCCGAAAGGGGAAGGAAACGUCCCUUCCUCAGCUGUGUGCUGUGCUGCUCACUGACAAGCCUAGGACCUCAGUUUCCCCUUUCGAGAGGCAUCAGGCAGUGCUCCUUCCCCUCCUCGUUAAGAGCAGUGGGCUAGAGCGAGGGCUCGAGCUCCGGGACAGACGAGCUCAGCCUGUGAGAGGCCCCGAGUUAGAUGCUGGCACCGCAAUCAGGCAAAUCAAAAACCCACUGUGGGGUUUUUGAAGUCGCCACCCAAAGGCCCCUGUGAGUGCACAGAUGUGGGAGCACCUGGGCCUGUCCUCCGCCUGCCCCAAAGCUGCACCCUGAUGCACAGGUGGGAGCACACCAUCCCCAGGCCGCCCCAGCUGGCUGCUGGCCUUGGUACUCCACAAACAGACCUGGCCAAUGACAGCGCCAGCAGGAGCAGCUUCCUGGAUUAAGCACCUACUGUGUGCCAGGCAGUUUCGAUGCUGAGGACAGUAAAAGACAAAAACCCCUACCUUUGUGCUUAUUUAAUGGAUACAACAAAUGGAUGAAGGUAGAUGCGCUUGUUAUCCCCAAUUUACAGAAGAGGAAACUGAGGCCCAGGUCAAGAUGAAAGGCCAGAAAGUAGGAGA
Sorex araneus (European shrew) is the source of this 2714-nucleotide messenger RNA. RefSeq names its product actin like 10 (gene ACTL10). The transcript is spliced from 2 exons. The record is from RefSeq and is a predicted model, not a curated record. Bases 1 to 1524 code for a protein of 507 amino acids. NCBI's taxonomy places the organism in Eukaryota, Metazoa, Chordata, Mammalia, Eulipotyphla, Soricidae.